Molecule: messenger RNA, 1716 nt
Organism: Entrophospora candida
Lineage: Eukaryota; Fungi; Glomeromycota; Glomeromycetes; Entrophosporales; Entrophosporaceae
Source: the annotation of a GenBank genome assembly
AUGUCGUUAACAAAAAUUUCUAGAAAUUUAAUAUUAAUAAAUCGUAAUAAACCAACAAAGCUCUUGUUAAAUGCUAAUAUAGUAGCUCCACAUUUAUUGCUACCAAAUAUAAUAAAAUAUUCAACUUUAUCAAUAAAUAUCUACCCUAAUAAUCAUCAACAGCAAAACUAUAGAAAAGCCAUUUCAACACGCGUCCGUCAACUUGUUACUAGUAUUGUUGAUGAUAGUAGUAGUAGUUUGGAAACUGACGCAGAAGAAAAGUAUCAAGAAUUAAAACGAAAAAUUAGUGAACUUGACCAGACAAAAAUUAAUGAUUUGGCAGCAAAUGAAGAAUGCGACAAACUCAAAAAUAGGGAGGAUUGGAGUAGAUUAGUGGUGGAAUUUGUUGAUGAAAAUGAAAUUACAAUGGCACUUAAACUAUUUGACAAGAUGAAAUCAUUAUCAUUGUUUCCUAACCAAGAAGCAUUCACUGCAAUGUUGAGAGGUUUAAGUGAAGAAAACGUUUCGGCAAACCCCGUAAGACAUUUAAGAAAAAUUAUUGAUUUGAUGAAUGCAAAAAGCAAAACAAAUCCUGAAUAUAGACUUGAAACUGAACAUCUAAAUUACCUAUUAAAAACUUGUCAAAAUUUUGGCAAUCUUAGUGCUGCAUAUAGUUCUUACGAAAAAUACGUAAAAAAUGGAAUUGUGAAACCAGACAAAUCAACUUAUUUAUACUUAUUGGCAACAAGUAUUAAACCUGCUUCAGGUGAUCCAAGAUUAGCUCAAAAAAUAGCAAAUGAUAUAUGGGAUAGUUUGGAUAAAAGCAUGGAUGUGCAAGAUAAUGAUAAUAACUCUGUACCUAUUGAUGACGAAUUGGUCUGUAAUAUACUUGCAACAUACAAAAGUAAUCAUCAUUUAAAAGAUGCGUUUAGUAUUAUUGAUUAUACAUAUGGAAUUGGUAAAUAUCAAUCAUCAUCAUCAGCUUUAAAUUUACCAAUUACACAGGAUUCUUUAAAUACUAUUAUUAAUAUGUGCAUUGAAGGAAGAAGAUAUAUCUUGGGGUUAAAAUACUAUAACCAGAUCAUUGAAAAAUAUCCAAGAAUAGAACCUGAUAUUAGUGCUUACAAUGGUUUAAUGUCUCUGUACAAUUCAACAUAUCAAUACAAUAAAAUUUUAGAAUUAUUUAAUGAUAAAAUAAAAGAUACAGAGAUAAAACCAAAUAGAGAAACAUUCAGAGCAAUGUUGAUGGCAUGCCAUAAUCUUCAUAGUUUAGAUGGUGUAAAAUAUUUCAUUGAAAACUACUCGGAAAUAGGAAUUGAUUUCAAAGAAAUAGAUAUAAUAGAAUUGAUGAGGUCAUCUAUUAAGCGAGCCAGAAUUAAUGGAAAUCCUGAUGAUAUUAUUUGGUUACUGAAUAAAUUAGAUGAGGCAGAUCCUGUCAAUGUCCAAAAUAAACAACUCCCCCAACUUAAAAACAUGAAUAAACCUUUAUACCUAACUAUCAUUAAUCUUGCUUAUGAUAUUGUGUUAGAGGCAGAGAACUUGUCAGAAGAUAAAAAAAUUCAAUGGCAAAAAGACAAAAGGUUUUUUGAAGAAAAAUAUGCAGAGGUUUCUGAUAAACUUGAAAAAAUAUUACAAGACCAAAUGAUAAAUAAUAUUAAAACUCCUACAAAAUCUCUACUAGACAAUAAACUAAAACAAAUGCCUGUGUCAGCACCACCUUCAUCACAAAGACAAUAA